UUUAUGGCCGCUGCACUGGCUGACGCGCAGGACGAGCUAUCGGCCCGCUUGCAAACCGAGAGAGAGGAAAUCGCGCGCGAGGCGGCGCUGCGCGCUCAGGCGUCUCAGGCGCCACCGCCACCGCGGCUCUCCCCUGGUGUCGCCCCGCUGGGAUCGACAGGCUGGCAGCUGCACCCGUGGCAGAUCCUCGACGGCGCGCCUCCGGAUCCGCCGCCGCCGCCCCCACAGCCACCGCCACAGCCGCCGCCGCCGCCGCCGCAACGCCUGCCGCCUCCGCCACCCUCACCUCCACCGCCACCCCCUUCCCCGCCGCCGCCCACGCCGAGCACCGUCCGCUACAUCGAGCACCGGACUGCGGCGGGCCUCCCCUGGCUCGAGCGGGUGUGGAUCGGCGGCCGCCCCCAGCCUCCUCCCUGGAACGACCCUGGGAGCGUCUCACACGCGGUAGAGCUCUCGGCGGCUCGCACGGACGCCGGCGGCGCGAGCGGUGGCCACGGCGCGCCCAGCGGCGACGGCGCUGCCGCCGUUGGUGGCGCUAGCCUCCUCGCCCUAGGCCUUGGGGUGGCCGCCGCCGCCGCCUUGCUCCUCUCACGCUUGCAGGCGGGCGGCAGGGCGGUGGGGCGGAUGGUGCUGCUUCCGGGUGUGUCCCGGCGGACGUCCGGCGACGCACCUCCCCUCCUGACGCAGCUGAGGCGGCUCUGCGACCGGCUGAGAGGAGGAGGGGUGCCGUCGCGCAGCCUCCGGCGAGGCUCGUCGAGGAGGAGGAGCUUGCCGUGGAGCAGCUGGGCCCGCGAGGCCGACGAGAAGCUCUCCUCUGGCUCGUGGGGGAGCAGGGGCGGCUCCGUGGACGGAGCGCUGCAGGGGGAGGAGACACGCUCGGACAUGUCGGACGACAGUCAGGACCGCUCCGAGCUCGCGCCCGCCGCCUCGACCUUCUCGAGCCGCACGGCGCUGCGCGGCCGCGAGUCGUCUUCCGAAUCGGAGGAGGAGGACGAUGACGCCGCGACUUCCGUCUCUGCGCUCACCUCGCUCUCCACGCUCAAGGGCCGGCUCUCGCACGGGCUGGACGGGCUGCAGCAGGAGGCGCCCACGUGGGUGGCUCCGGGACCGAUCAUGGCGCUGCGUAGCCACUUUUCACCAGCCAAAAGUUACCAAGGAGCAAGGUUGUGUCUCGAAGUGUGGGAGACUGUGAUCUGUGUCAUUCUGACUGAGAGGGGCGGACACGAUUUUCGUGAGGGUUCACGAUAUCCUCGAUCGUUGAUGCUCUCGAACGUCGAUGGUCGAAGGACGAAGCUCCCGUAA
This is a messenger RNA of Emiliania huxleyi CCMP1516, 1302 nucleotides long. RefSeq lists its product as hypothetical. Gene Ontology annotation, molecular function: microtubule binding; actin binding. Gene Ontology annotation, cellular component: actin filament; cytoplasm. The transcript has 7 exons. Gene Ontology annotation, biological process: actin filament polymerization. The coding region runs from base 4 to 1302 and encodes 432 amino acids. NCBI's taxonomy places the organism in Eukaryota, Haptophyta, Isochrysidales, Noelaerhabdaceae. The record is from RefSeq and is a predicted model, not a curated record.